AUGUCCACCGACCUAGCGAUCCUCAGCAUCGCCGUUUCCUCUCAACAUACCAGAUCAUUCGCAACCUCAUCGAUCGAAGAUGCGAUUCGAGCCCCCGUGGCCUCUACUACUCCGCGACAGGCCCGCCCUAGCACCAGGCCGGAUCUCAAAGAUAGGCAAAAGCUGGAAUGGGCGGUCAAGAAGCACCUUGAGCGCAUGGACGACCCCUUCAUCAUUGCACAGCAUGUCAGCCGCACUCUCGCAAAGGAUCGCUACGACGAGGCCCUCCUCCUUGUCCAACAAGCCAGCAAGACGGCCCAGUGCGUGGUCUCCUGGAAUCACUUGAUCGACUACCAGAUGAAAAACCAGAAGCUCAACGCCGCUGUCCGUCUCUUGAACGACAUGAAGAAGCGCGGUCAGCACCCCGACGAGCUCACGUACACCAUCAUCUUUCGCGGCUGCGCCCGCUCGACGUAUCCCAAGCUCGCCGUGGCCGAAUCAGUCCGCUUGUACAAGUCAAUGACCAAAGACGCAAGGCUCAAGCCGAACAUCAUCCACUUGAACGCAGUCCUCCAGGCUUGUGGCCGCGCCGGCGACCUCGACGCCAUGUUUUCCCUCCUCGAUUCACUCGAUGACAGCAAGCUCAAGCCCGACACACAUACCUAUACCGCCAUUCUACAGAGUCUGCGCGCUUCGGCGGAAGACCCCGCGUCUACCAAGACCGCAUCGCAGCAGCUGCGGAAAGAGCGUGUAGCUCAGACUAUUGAACGUUGCAAGUCUCUAUGGGAGGAAGUCAUGCGCAACUGGCGCAAGGGCGACCUCGUCAUUGACGAGCAUCUCGUCUGCGCCAUGGGCCGUGUGCUACUUCUCGACAAAUCAACCCGCAGCCAGGACAUUCUUGCCCUGGCAGCUGAGACGAUGAACCUGCCGAGGUUCGACAAGGAUAGCAACGCCAAACCCCACGAUGCCGUCGACCCCACGGCUCCAUCGCCCAAGUCCUCGAGUAAAAGAACUGCGGCGUAUGCUGCCCCCGGGAAGAACACACUGUCUCUGCUCAUCACCAUCCUCACCGAUGCCCGCCUCACCCGCGCCGGCACCCGGUACUGGCAUCACAUCCUGGACACCUACGCCGUCAAACCCGACGCCAAGCUGUGGGAGCAGAUGCUUCGCCUCCUCCACCUCGGACGUGCCAGCGCCGAUGCUGCCAGCCUCGCCGCCGCCAUCCCCCCGCCCCUCGCGACCCCUUACUUCUUCCGCCUUGCUCUCGCCACCUGCCUCCGCGACAAGAACAGCGCCCGCAUGCCCGCCAACGCAGCCGCCAUAGUGGACAGCAUGUCAGCCGCCGGCCGGACGGAUCCAAAGUCGCUUGCCCUCUACCUCCAGCUCGUCCAAGGCCGCGGCGAGGACUUCUCCCCUGCCAACGUGGACGAGUGGAAGCCGUACUGCAAGCGCCUCGCGGACGCGCUCGACAAGGUCUGGGAACCGUACCGUCUUGCGAGCGAGAGCGUCGGGCUGCCGAGGAUGGUCGAGAGCCGGAAGCCCUGGAUCAGGGACACCAGCGCGUAUGAACGCGUCAACGAGGUCGUCGGGCUGGCGCGCGAGAUGGUCGGCAUUGCAGGGCGCAUCGGGCGCGUCGAGGACGUACUCGACAGGAAGACUAUGAAAGUUUUGCAGACGAGGCGAGACAGCCUUAACAGGCAAGUGGUCGUCUUUACCGAACUCCGACAGCAGCUGCCGGCCAGCAUCAUCGGAGAGGAGAGUGACGCUGAAAGACCAAUGUCGGAAAAGUUGGAGUGGUAA
Messenger RNA from Verticillium dahliae VdLs.17, 1779 nucleotides. RefSeq names its product pentatricopeptide repeat protein. The record is from RefSeq and is a predicted model, not a curated record. NCBI's taxonomy places the organism in Eukaryota, Fungi, Ascomycota, Sordariomycetes, Glomerellales, Plectosphaerellaceae. Gene Ontology annotation, molecular function: protein binding. The transcript has a single exon. The coding region runs from base 1 to 1779 and encodes 592 amino acids.